CUAGAGAGAGAUUGAAGUGAACAGAAAACCCUGAACAAACAGAGUCAGUCUGAAAUGUAUUAUGGACAGAGAGGAGGGGAAUGUUCUCUUAAUGUAGAAGGGGGAAAUGUCUGAUACUGAAAAAACAGGAAAGAAAAUAUAAAGAUAGCGAAUACAGACAAAGGCAAGGAAAUAGGAUCAAGAAAAGGAAAAGUUGAAUAGGCAGAGACAAUAUUAAGAAGAGUUUAUUAAGAGGAUACUAUGGAAUUCAACAUGGAAAAUACAGACCUUCCAACUCGACCACUGCUGUUUGACUUCCACGGAGUCUCCAUGAUCCACUAUUUUACUGAUAACUGGGAGAAAGUUCAGAACUUCCAGGCCAGGCCAGAUGAUAUCCUCAUUGCCACUUAUCCUAAAGCAGGUACCACAUGGAUCUCCUACAUCCUGGACCUUCUAUAUUUUGGUCAAUCAGCUCCAGAGCGCCAGACCUCACUGCCCAUCUUUAUGAGAGUGCCUUUCCUGGAAAGUGACUUCCGUGUUCUCCCUCCAGGAACAGAGUUAGCAGACAAGUUACCCACCUCUCCUCGCCUCAUCAAGACUCACCUCCCCGUCCAGUUGGUGCCCAAGUCCUUCUGGGAGCAGAACUGCAGGGUGGUGUAUGUUGCCCGUAAUGCCAAGGACAAUCUAGUGUCUUAUUUUCACUUUGACCGUAUGAACAGGGCCCAACCUGAGCCAGGAGACUGGAACAACUUCUUACAGAGAUUCAUGGAUGGAAAGAUGGUGUUUGGACCCUGGUAUGACCAUGUGACCGGCUGGUGGGAGAAGAAACAGACUCACUCUAAAAUCCACUACAUGUUUUAUGAAGACAUGAUAGAGGAUAUGGGACGGGAGCUGGAUGGACUGUGCUCCUUCCUGGGUUUGUCUCCUUCAGUGGAGGAGAAGGAGAGAGUGAUAGAAGGAUGUCACUUUGACAACAUGAAGAAUAAUAGUAUGACCAACUACUCCAACCUUCCAGUCAUGGACUUCAAGAUCUCUCGUUUCAUGAGAAAAGGAAAGGUUGGUGAUUGGAAGAACCAUUUCACCGUUACCCAGAGUGAAAAGUUUGAUGAACACUAUCAGAAGAAGAUGAACAACCCCAACUUACUGUUUCGUACAGUAGUUUAGAGGUUGUGGUCUGGGUGAUGGAUGCCUUUAAGAAUCCCAAAAGCAGAUGCCUUUAAGAAUCCCAAAGCAGAUUGAUUAUCAAUCUCAGUACGAUCUGACCAAUGUCUGUCCAGUCUGACAGAAACAUUAAUUCUUGUUGUUUAAUUAUGACCCUGUAAUCAUAAGACCAACGUGAUUAGAGAUCUGGCUUCAGUUUGCAUUGAAUUGGGAUUAAUGGAGAUUCCCCAGAGGGAAUGUUGCUUGGACAACUACUUAUGGGCUGUCUUUUUUGUGUUUAGAGUCCAGCCCUAAAUGUACCUAUUGUGUACUUAUUUACACUUCAUUGGUUCUGCACAAAGAAGACUCACACAUUUCACACAAGCAUUACAGAUUGAAGAUUUAGCAAGAAUAAGUAUCCAACUAAAUGUUGGUAAAUAUAACUGUUUGAGGUUUAAGUGUUUGUAUUUACAGAAACAUUAAAUCCUUUUAAUGAAGCCAA
Messenger RNA from Esox lucius (northern pike), 1621 nucleotides. Its product is annotated as cytosolic sulfotransferase 3-like. Bases 241 to 1143 code for a protein of 300 amino acids. Gene Ontology annotation, biological process: sulfation. Gene Ontology annotation, molecular function: sulfotransferase activity. The transcript has 8 exons. Gene Ontology annotation, cellular component: cytoplasm. The record is from RefSeq and is a predicted model, not a curated record. NCBI's taxonomy places the organism in Eukaryota, Metazoa, Chordata, Actinopteri, Esociformes, Esocidae.